AUAAAGCGGGAUCAGCUGAUGGGAACUGAGUCACCUUUUCUUCCCGGAGAACAUGUAAAAAACGGCGAGCUAAGACGGAAAGACACCAAACCGGAUUGUUUUAUACUUUUCUGAUUUUAAAAGGACCCCGUUUCUGAGAGGAUCACCUGGAUCCGGAUUCAGCCUCUCGUCUCCUGUGACUCCAUGGCUGUUUAAGAUUUCCUCCUCCUCCUCGUCUCCCCCGCUGCUGCUACCAGAAGUGACGGAGGAGCUGAAAAUAAACCAGACUGAAGAUGUCCCCCGCUCUCCUCGCUCCUGUGAGGGAAACGGCCGUGCUGCAGGCCAACCCGGCCGCCGUCCCCGCUCUGGAGAUCAAACUGGGAGCACUGGCAGUGCUGCUGUCUGUCACUCUGCUGUUUGGCUUCACGCCGCUCUGCAUCGUCCGAGGAGCCGGCCGCUGCAGCGUGGACCCUGAAUUGCGGCGUAAGCUUCUCAGUCUCAUCAGCUGUUUUGCCGGUGGAGUGUUUUUGGCCACGUGCCUCCUCGACCUGCUGCCAGACUACCUGGAGAGCAUCAACCAGGCCUUCACCAACGCCGGGAUCACCCUCCAGUUUCCUCUGCCGGAGUUCAUCAUGGCCAUGGGUUUCUUCCUGGUGCUCGUCCUGGAGCAGAUUGUCCUCACUUUCAAGGACCAAUCAUCGGCAGCCUCCGAGGAGCGUCGGGCUUUGCUGGUCAACUCCAGCGUCCAGGCCAACGGUCAUCACCACUCCCACCCCCGCCGUGGAUCAGAGGAGUCCGACGGCGGCCACUUCCACUUGGACUUUAACUCCCAGUCGGCCCUGCGAGCCUUCAUCCUGGUCUUCUCUCUGUCGCUGCACUCUGUGUUCGAGGGUCUGGCAGUGGGCCUGGUGGAGGAGGGGAAGCAGGUGUUAGAGAUCUGCCUGGCUCUGAUGAUCCACAAGAGCAUCAUCUCCUUCAGCCUGUCCUUCAAGCUGUGUCAGAGCCGGCUGCGGCGCUCCGUGGUCGUCGGCUGUCUGCUGCUGUUCGCCGCCAUGUCCCCGCUGGGCAUCGGCGUGGGCAUCGGGCUCACGGAGACGCGGACAUCCGCGCAGCACCAGCUGGCCCGCUGCACGCUAGAGGGGCUGGCCGGGGGAACAUUCCUCUACAUCACCUUCAUGGAGAUCCUGCCACACGAGCUCAGCUCCUCCAAGAACCGCAUCCUCAAGGUCGCCAUGCUGCUGGUGGGCUUCGCUGUGGUCACCGGGGUACUUUUCAUCAAGCUGUAGCCAUGGAAACACAAACUUUAGAGGAAUGUACAGGCAUGAAGAUCUGAUGCUGUUUAUCAGAGAAAGGACCCCAGAGUUUAAUUCUGACAUUUGGGAAAAAAACACAAAUAUUUUCUAAAACACAAACAUGGUGACGUGGAGCUCUAGUGGAGCGUUCUGGUGAUGCUGGAAGAUGGAAAUUCAAAGAUGGAAGACCUCUUACUCAGAAGUAUCCACUAGAAACCUGCAACAGGUUCAUCUCAGUUUUAAUGUCAUUCCCAGCUCUGACAUUUGACCUCUAUGACGGCAUAUAAGUGCCACUUUAAGAAAUAAAACAACUUGAUAUUUUGUAGAAAUAAUCUCUAGAUUUUUAAGUUAAAAGUGCUAAAUUUACAACAAACCAAAGUCAGGAUUUUUUGGUUUUAAGAGUCGAUAAUUUACGAGAUAAUAAACUUAAAAUGAUCAAGUUUAAAAUUUAUAAAUGUUGACUUUAAAAACUUGAAAAUUUCAGGUUUGUAAAGCUGUAAAUUACCGACGUGAGAAAGUCUUAAAUUUACAAGAAACCAAACUGAAAACAGAGGCGUGUUUUUACUGAUCAGCCCCAGUAAAAAGUUUAGUUUUAUUAGUCGUUCAGCUGCAGGACUUGGCCGAGGAAACGUCCUCAUCCAGUACGAUUUCCAGGGCUAAACGGCAGGGAAAAUAAUCUGAUUGAGAUUUUUUUCCCCAACAUUGCAAUUGCAAUUUCAUAUGUGAUUAAGUUUGAGUUCCUCCUCAAACAUGAACAAUAAAUCCAUCCAUCCAUUUUCUUCCACUUAUCCGGGGUCAGCAGGCUAAGCAAGUCAACCCAGACAUCUCUCCCUCAGCAACAUUUUCCAGCUCCUCCUGGGAGAUUCCCAGGCGUUCCCA
Molecule: messenger RNA, 2150 nt
Organism: Cheilinus undulatus (humphead wrasse)
Lineage: Eukaryota; Metazoa; Chordata; Actinopteri; Labriformes; Labridae
Product: zinc transporter ZIP1-like
Exons: 4
Coding region: 273-1265 (330 amino acids)
Biological process (GO): zinc ion transmembrane transport
Cellular component (GO): plasma membrane
Molecular function (GO): zinc ion transmembrane transporter activity
Source: RefSeq, a predicted model, not a curated record